This is a messenger RNA of Babjeviella inositovora NRRL Y-12698, 407 nucleotides long. RefSeq lists its product as uncharacterized. The coding region runs from base 125 to 328 and encodes 67 amino acids. The record is from RefSeq and is a predicted model, not a curated record. NCBI's taxonomy places the organism in Eukaryota, Fungi, Ascomycota, Pichiomycetes, Serinales. The transcript has a single exon.
GAAACUCUAGUCGCGACUGGCAGGGCGCUCUAAAUCCUCCCCGGAUGUUUUCUAGCGUAUCCCUGAUAGAUAGUUCGGGGGGUCGUGAAUCAAACAUCUUGAGGGUCCGAGUUCAUGGCUUAGGAUGACGAGUUAUCCUGGACAAGAUCUACACUUAGUGAGUCCCUUCCUUCAUACCUUUUACAUGUAUUACAAGCCUCGUUUUAUAACCUUUGAUACACAAUUAGACGAAGCUCUGCGUGAACAAAAAAUAUGUCGUGUGCUCCGCCGCUCCGUAUUAUGCAAGGCAUUGACUAAGAAGAAAGUAUACGGAACUCGGCUCGUUUGACCUGGAGGGCUUAAACGAUGGUCCAUGUACCAGACCAAGACCGCACUGUAUAGUGCACAACACUGCACGCUCCUGAGUG